GGCACGCGCACAGACUGGCGGCGCGCUCCCGGCUCUGACACGUGCGCAUGUUUACGUUCCUCUCGCGGUCGUGACGUCACCGCCGCCGGCCCGCUGCUGCUGCUGACAGCUUUGCUUUGUUGUCCCUAUCGUCCUGAGAAAGAAAGAGAGAGAGAGGCCGCCGCGGGCAGAGGAAUCAGAUCGGGGAGGGCGAGAGAAGCCCGGGAGGCUAUGCGGUCGUCGGUGAUGAGGCGAGCAGGGGGGCAGCGGGGUAGCUGCCCGGUGACUGUCAACAAAGCGCCGCAUCACGUGACCGCCAAGCGAGGCCGCUGAUGACAAGAACAACAAUAGGGGCCAGUGGAAGAGAGAGAGAUCCGGCCGCAGCAGCCACCGAGCGCAGCAUCAGCCACAGGGAUCCCUCCGCCGCCAGCCAGCCAGCGCGCAGGCACACGGCUAGUCCGGCGAGGAGGCAGCGGUGGAUGAGCGCCGGGGGCCCCGGGCAGGUGAUAUGUCGUUCAGCCUGGAGGACACGCUGGAGGCGGACUGGGUGGCCGUGAGGCCCAACGUAUUCGAGGAGAGGGAGAGGCACAAGUUCGUCUUCAUCGUGGCGUGGAACGAGGUGGAGGGCAAGUUCGCCAUCACCUGCCACAACCGGACCGCUCAGCGCCAGCGCAGCGGAGACAAAGGCUCCAGCCCGGGCCGGCAGGGGGCGGGAGAGGGCAGCCCGACCCGGCAGGGGGACACCGCGCAGGCGGGGAGCCCGGCCCGGGAGCCGGAGGAGGAGUGCAGCUGGGCCGGCCUCUUCUCCUUCCAGGACCUGCGGGCCGUGCACCAGCAGCUGUGCUCCAUAAGCGGGGAGCUGGAGCCAUGCCUGCCCGCCUUCCCCGAGGAGCCUUCCGGCAUGUGGUCCGUGCUGUUCGGGGCCCCGGAGCUGGGGGAGCAGGAGGUGGAGGAGCUGUGCCGCCGGCUGCAGCUCUACCUGGGACAUGCGCUGGACUCCUGCGGCUGGAAGAUCCUCUCCCAGGUGCUGUUCACCGAGAGCGACGACCCGGAGGAGUACUACGAGAGCCUGAGCGAGCUGCGGCACAAGGGCUACGAGGAGGUGCUGCAGAGAGCCCGGCGGAGGCUGCAGGAGUUGCUGGAAAAACACAAAGUGACUGAAAGCAUGACUGACUUACUGGAGCUGUACCAGAUGGAGGAUGAAGCUUACAGUGCUGUUGUAGAAGCCACUACUGAACUAUAUCAAUACCUGUUACAACCGUUCCGAGAUAUGAGAGAGCUUGCUAUGUUAAGGAGACAACAGAUUAAGAUAUCCAUAGAAAAUGAUUAUUUGGGCCCCAGACGGAUUGAGAGCCUGAAGAAGGAGGAUGCUGAUUGGCAGAGAAAAGCUCACAUGGCUGUACUGUCUAUUCAAGACCUAACUGUUAGAUACUUUGAAAUAACCGCAAAAGCCCAGAAAGCUGUGUUUGAUCGAAUGCGAGCAGACCAGAAGAAGUUUGGGAAGACCGCAUGGACGGUGGCAGUGGAACGCGUGGAGAAGCUUCAGUAUGGGGUUUCUAAAGAGACUUUACAGCUGAUGCGUGCAAAAGAAAUUUGUCUUGAGCAAAAGAAACAUGCACUAAAAGACGAGAUGCAGAGUUUACAUGGCGGAACAGAAGCAAUAGCCGUGUUAGACCAAUUAGAGGCGGAUUAUUACGAUCACCAGCUUCAGCUAUAUGAAGUACAGUUUGAGAUUCUCAAGUGUGAGGAGCUGUUAUUGACCGCUCAACUGGAAAGCAUUAAGCGGCAAAUCUCAGAGAAAAGAGAUGAAGUGGUUUACUAUGAUACAUAUGAAAGUAUGGAGGCCAUGCUUGCAACUGAAAACAUGGCAGCCUCUAUCCAUUUACAGAGGGAAGAGUUGCAUAAACUUCAGCUAAAAGUUCGACAACUUGAAGCAAAACGUGGCCGAAUCUCAGCCAAGAAAGCCUACCUCAGAAACAAAAAGGAAAUCUGUAUUGCUAAGCACAGGGAAAAGAUACAGCCACGUCUCCAUGGUGAUGAGGAAUAUAGCGUACAGCACGCUGCACAAGUGCAAGAGAAGCUACAGGAUGAAGAAGAGCGAAAAAGCACUUGGUUUAGUCAGGAGCGACAGAAAACCUUGGAUAGACUGCGCACGUUCAAGCAGUGCCAUCCUGGGCAAGUUAUACUAAAAUCUACAAGAUUGCGUUUGACUGAUGGCAGAAGAAAAACCACAGCAAGAAUUGCCCCCAGCAUUGGUGAACCACAGCCCCUCUCUCUCAACAUGCAGACAAAGGGGAUACGCAACGUGGACAUGCCGGGAAAGUUGCAGACAUUAGACGUUCAUAAGCUUGAAGGCCUAACACAACUUGAAGAUAAUUCACUAUCCUGUGACGUAGUUACUUCCGAACUUCCGAAAACAAGUUCACUCCCCACUUUCUCUCAUGAAAAUCUCGAAAUUCAUGCUGUCCAACCCCAUUCACUCCCCAUGUCCUCUCCCCCACCUCCUCCACCCCCUCCACCACCACCUCCACCACCUCCAAAAGAUGAAGCAGAUCUUUUAGAAAUCAGAGUUAUUCACGUGAAGAAGGAGACAGAGGACACUGCAACCCAGAUAUCUGGAACUGUCCCUUUGUCACAAUUAUUUGACAGCAAUCAGCUUCUCAGUGCCAGAAACAAGCUGAAGAAGACUGGAGCGCUGGAGGGGAUACAGAGGAGAAGAGUGAGCUCACCAAUGGAUGAAGUCCUGGCUUCCCUAAAACGUGGCAGCUUCCAUCUGAAAAAGGUGGAGCAACGAUCGCUGGCUCCUUUCCCUGAUGAGGAUGAAAGCAAUAACAUAUUGGCACAAAUCAGAAAAGGUGUAAAAUUGAAGAAGGUGCAGAAAGACGUUUUAGGAGAAUCCUUCACACUUCUGCCAGACACUGACCCCCUGACACGCAGCAUUCACGAAGCACUUAGGCGAAUUAAGGAAGCAUCACCUGAAUCAGAGGAUGAAGAUGAGAGUUUGCCAUGCACAGACUGGGAAAACUAACUGGUGAGUCACAAGAACCACUGGGAUAGCUGAACUGCAGCAGUUUGGAGGGGAUCAUAUUUAUUGGUGCAUGAAGAAAUGGCAGACCAGGAAGCAGAUACUUCUGGCACAUUAACAGAAGACUUUCUACUAAUAAGAAAUGUCCUAGAAAUGGUAGCUGGGGUUGAAGCAAAAGUUAUAGUAUAUGUGAUUCUUUCAAUCGAGGCGGAUUAUAUGAGCUUUGCCCUGCUUCCAAAAGCACCUUUUAUUUACAUAUGUACCCUAAUGGCCAGUUUAAGGGUUUGGUCAGUUGUUUUAUUUUUUAUGGCAAAUGCUUUUCAUUUUUAUUUUUUUGAAGUUGCAGUUUACGACGGACAUCUAUGACAUUGAUAUCACUGGAUGCACUGAAUCCAAUUUGCUUGAAUGAGGAUGACUAGAACUGACCUUUUUCAGCAACACUAUUAGACCCUGCAUUGCCCAGAAGUAGAGUGCAUCAAGGAUUCAAGGGAAUGCAGGAAGACCACAGUAGAACAAAUGUUCUUUGACCAUGCGACCAAGAUUAGGAGACUACCAUAAACGGAAUAUCAUCCCCAUGUCUUCUGAGGAUAAUUGUAGGUUUACCUAAAAGUAGUUGGGCAAGAGGAAUGGCAAUGUGUUCAUUGUCUUUCACCCUGCUGUACUGUUGUGGUGGUCGGAGAAUGUCUUCUGUACUCUGUAACAAAUAGAUCUAGCUGCUCACUUUUGCUAUAAUCCUAGUAAUUGACUAUUUGCUAUAUAUUAAGGGGCAUUUAGUCAUUUUACUAAUUUUUUUGCAUUUUUAUUAUUUAUGUUUGAUGGCUUUUAUUUUGUUUCUUUAAUUAUUUUAUGCAAUAUGUUUGGACUUCCUGUCAGGGUUUCUGAAGGAAAACACAAACGUUCUAUUUAUACAUUGAUCACAAAGGCUAGUAUUAUUUUCUGCGUGGAUGUUUUAUCUUAUUUGAAAUGGUUGUUUGGCAUUGUGCAUGCCAUGUCCAAUUUAUUGGUUUCUAGUGAGAGAAAGGUUUCUCCUAAUAUUUCCUUUUUAUGAGCACAGAGCCACCUAAUUUUAUUUACACGGUCUAGUUAUUGAGUGUAUUCAUGGGUUUAGGCUAAUAAACUUCAACUCUGGCUGCUCAGCUCACCUCAUAUAUAGGAGUCACAGGAACACAAUGUACUUAAUUUUGAUAAAACCAAAAAAAAAAAAAAAAUUCUUUUUCAUAGAUGUUGAGCUUUGAAAUACUGCAGUCUAACUUUGCGAUCUGCGGACGCAAUGCUCACCUGAGUCCGUUUCCUCCAGGAGUACAUCGCAUGCCCAGGUAUAAAUCAGUGACUUAAAGCCUGUGCAGUUACGGAUGGGCAUUGGUUGAAAACCAAAUCCAAUGUUUUUUUUCUUUUGGGGUGUUCCCCAUAUAUGAUGGGUUAUAAAGCUAUUUUACUCUACAAUAAGAAUAUUUUUUUGUACUAUUCACACUAUGAAAUAUUCCCUAAGAUUGGUAUUGGAGGUGAGGUAAGCAGAAAGAUUGCGGAAAAGUUGAAGUGAAGAUUUUAAACGUGUAUAGAUUUAUUUUAAAAUAUAUCCACUUGCAAUUUUUUUUACAUGAUAUCUCCAAAAACAUAACCUAUGCAAGCAAUUUUUUCACAAGCUCAUAACACUAUCUAGCACUGUGUAUGCUGUGGGAACUGCAUUCUUCAGCAUUCAUUUAUCUGUCAACACUAAUUCUGGAUUCCUGUGGUUGGAGCAUAGAGAUGAGAUACUCAUCAGUGAUGGGUUGGCUGUGAGCUUUUGCAUUCUUUUUUCAUAUGUUAGGUUCCUCCUGUGCAUGGCACUAUGGGAGAGGCUCAAGGAUCUUUCUCCCAAAUUUGCAAAGGGGAUAUCUUACGUUGCUGGACAAGAGGCUCUUAGUGAACAUUUGGUACAAUAAAACAUUAGAACAGCUAAUUUGACAGGUGAACUUCUUCUAGCAGGCUUAGACAUCGUGUGGCUCUCGGUGGAACUAUAAAUUGGAGCAUGCCCUGUCUUAAUAGGGUGUGUCCGCAGGCUUCACACCAGCUGGAGAGUCACAGGUUGCCUUCCGCAGAUUAUGAGGUUUUAAUGCAAAGUUAAAGAAUUAUUUAUUUUGUCUGACCAUAAGAAUAUAACCUAUGUAAAACAAUCACCAUUCCAGUAACUAGUUCUAAGCUGCUUCAGAUAAUGCAUGAGAGAUAUCAAAGUACGUAUCUCUUAAAAAGAGAUCUGCAAGGAAAAAAAAAACCAAGCACAACUCCAGAUAAUAUGGAGUCUUGUCUAUAUUUUGCUUCUUUAAGUGAUAUUAUACAUUGUUUGCACAUAUUAUAUGUUUUAGAAGUACAUUUUGGAAUACUUGUGCCUUUUUUAAAAUGCCUGCAGGACCCCUUGUUCUAUUUUCUAGCACUAUGGUAAAAGGUGAUAUGAACCGAAACUGCAUUAUACAGGAUGUGACCCUUUUUCGACAGUAAUCUCCUUAUCCCUGCAUGUAAGUACAUCUUUAUUAGGUAAGUUUUCUGUGUGUAAUCAGGAGAGGGAAAGGUAAUACUCCACCAAGGUAUUGUAUAUUAUGGCUAUUAAUAUUUUUAGAUUUAUUACUUUUUUGAAUGUUUUUUUUUUUCCUAAUUCCUAAAAUAUACUACAGAAUCAUUUUGUUCAUGACCAUAGGAUUAAGGGACGUGUUCACUUAUCAUAUUCUUUCAUGUGAAGCAAAUCUGGUCCAGGGAUUCCCGUUUGUGGCUGGUUGGGUGACUUUGGUGUAAGGCUGGACCACUGAAAUGUGUUGGCGGCUGGAUGCCAUUUUCCUGCAAGCGGCCUGGAGUCACUUUUUAUCAGUGGGAUUCAGCCUGUGUGUACAUUGUGCUCACAUAAAUGCAUCUCCACUAAAGUGUAAAGUAGUGAUGGUCUUUAGUAGGGAGCAAGCUUGUAGAGGAGGAGACAAAGGGGGUCAUUCCGACCUGAUCGCACGCUGCUGUUUUUCACAGCGCAGCGAUAAGGUCACUACUGUGCAUGCGUAUUCACCGCAAUGCGCAGGCACGACGUAUAGGUACAAAGCGGAUCGUUGCUGUGCAAUGGAUUUAACGAAGAAUCCAUUCGCACAGCCGAUUGCAAGGAGAUUGACAGGAAGAGGGCGUUUCUGGGUGUCAACUGACUGUUUUCUGGGUGUGUUUGGAGAAACGCAGGUUUGUCCAAGCGUUUGCAGGGCGGGAGUCUGACGUCAAUUCCGGGACCGGACAGGCUGAAGUGAUCGCAAGGGCUGAGUAAGUUCUGAGCUACUCAGAAACUGCACAAACUAUUUUUGUACGGCUCGGCUGCACAUGCGAUCGCACCCUUGCACAGCAAAUAUACACUCCCCAGUGGGCGGCGACUAUGCGUUUGCACGGCUGCAAAAAGUAGCUAGCGAGCGAUCAACUUGGAAUGACCCCCAGAGUUGGAUUAGUGAGGAUGGGAGGGGGGAGGGAGGGGGAGGAAGGAUGAAGACGAGCAGUUGGGAUACUAAGAAAGUGCAGGUUAAGCAGGGAGAGGAUAAAAGGUGGCUAGUGGGUGGGGGAGAGAUGGAAAGCAGAGGGUGAGGUGAGAGAGCUGGGACAGUCAUAUUUAUUAUGAUUAGAUUGCUCAAUUCAGGAUUGUCUGCUUCAAUCCGUUGCAUAAUGAUAUGAUUAUGGAAAAAUGCAGUUUGACUCAUUCCAUAAGCUUGUUGCGUCCGUUACAAUCCCCCCACACUCAUGAUUUAUAAAAGUGAUAUUUGGUGCGUUAGUUGCAGUUCCUUAUUUAUGUGGAAAUUGGAAACAAUUUUAGAUUGUAAUAUGGAUUUACUGUUGUACAUACCUAGAUCCCAUAUUAAAAUAACUAAAAUGUAGAGAGACCUACACUAAAUGAUAACAUUCCAAAUGUUGCAUCUGUUAUAAUAGGGUGACCCUAUUAUGUUUUUUUUGAUACCAGUUUUAGGGUUUGUAACCUUGUGAGCUUUCCCUGCAUCUACGAUACAGUCGCUCACCAAGCCAUGCACGUAGUUCACUGCUGAAGUUCAGUACUGUGUAAUAGGGUUUAUUGAACGCUAUGAAGAAAGUGUUGGCUGUGUACACACGACCAGCAAGACUGAACAGUGAACUGACAUGGGGACGCUAUGUCCUCCCUUCCUUCCAGAUUUAGCUUUGACAGCUCAUGUGUACCUUCAGCACACUUUGCACUGGUCCGGACAAAGGGGGUCAUUCCGAGUUGAUCGCUCGCUAGCAGUUUUUAGCAGUCAUGCAAACGCUAAGCCGCUGCCCUCCGGGAGUGUAUUAUAGCUUAGCAGAAGAGCGAACGAAAGGAUCACAGAGCGGCUACAAAAAAAAAAUGUGCAGUUUCAGAGCAGCUCCAGAGCUACUCCUAGCUUGCGAUCGCUUCAGACUGUUCAGUUCCGGAUUUGACGUCACAAACACGCCCUGCGUUCGCCCAGCCACGCCUGCGUUUUUCCUGGCACGCCUGCGUUUUUACAAACACUCCCUGAAAACGGUCAGUUGCCACCCAGAAACGCCUCUUUCCUGUCAAUCACUCUGCGGCUGGCAUUGCGACUGAAAAGCGUCGCUAGACCUUGUGUAAAAAUACAUCGGUUAUUGUGAAAGUACGUUGCCCGUGCGCAUUGCGCCGCAUGCGCAGAAGUGCCUUUUUUUUGCAUCAUCGCUGCGCAGCGAACAUUUUUAGCUAGCGAUCAACUCUGAAUGACCCCCAAAGUUUUUGCAGUGUACAUUGAAUGCAGCAGAAAUGUAUCCCUGAUGCAGGAGCGUUACCCAUGUCUCUAGGCUGGAACUCCAGUCUAAUGGCACCAGUGAUCAGUGCUCUGCAAUUAUCCUUCCCAGUGCUAGCACGUGUGACGUACCAAAUACUUCCUAGUUAUUGCUUGUAUGUGUGACUUAGUCCACAUAUAAACAUUACGUUCUAAUUUGGUAUAAAUAAGUGUUUGAAAGUGCACAUGCAGUUGUUCCUUGCACAUACAUAUAGGGGACAUAAAACUGUUUUGGUUUUGUUAACACUAUUGGCAAGUUUUGUUUUACGUACCUGUCAGGAAACAAGUCUAUGUGGCGAGUUUUAUACAUCAUCACACUAUUACCCAAUCUUUUAGAUCAAUCUUUUAACUCAUCACACUUCAUUUAGGAUUGCUUCAUCUGUUUAAUUGUGCUUUAUUACCGGAGUAAAUUGAAAAUUUGUUUCUAGAGCUAUUUUCGUUGAGUAGAUUACAGUACAUCAGUAAGAACAGCUAGGUCAAGCUUGUGUUUUGGGAAUAAAUGAUCAGUUCAAAAGAGAAGCAGAUCUUUGAUGGUGUAGAACUGUUCUUUAAUUCAUGUCCUGAUAUGACUGCAUUCACUUGAAAAAGGUGAUUAACUUGUCACCCAGUUUUCUAGACCUACAUUAAGGAGCUUCCUUUCCUGCUCAUAGAAUCGUGACCGUAGAGAUUUAUGUUCCAGUGAGAAUGUUUUGAUCACAAGUACUGACAAACAAACUGAUGAACGUUGGUCUGCAAAUUAAUUGGAAUAAAGCUUCUUCUUUUUUUGGGGUG
Messenger RNA from Pseudophryne corroboree (corroboree frog), 8547 nucleotides. It is a transcript of the gene JMY, whose product is annotated as junction mediating and regulatory protein, p53 cofactor. Gene Ontology annotation, biological process: positive regulation of apoptotic process; intrinsic apoptotic signaling pathway by p53 class mediator; 'de novo' actin filament nucleation. The coding region runs from base 488 to 3007 and encodes 839 amino acids. The transcript is spliced from 11 exons. NCBI's taxonomy places the organism in Eukaryota, Metazoa, Chordata, Amphibia, Anura, Myobatrachidae. Gene Ontology annotation, molecular function: transcription coactivator activity; actin binding; Arp2/3 complex binding. Gene Ontology annotation, cellular component: cytoplasm; nucleus. The record is from RefSeq and is a predicted model, not a curated record.